AUGGUCAAAUUUAUUGAGUCAGUGAAGUCAGCUCUUAGCAAGCGUGUUCAGAAGGAGCAUCCGCCGAAAGCACCAACGUCUAGAGAUGCUGGCGUAUUAUCAUUAUUCAACCCCCCUAGAGAAUCGGCGAAAAGUGGCAACAUUCUUCCUGAGACGAGUCUCAACUCCGAUAGCCGCGAUGCGAGGGGUUCCAGCGACAAAAUCGAAAGAUAUGGCCUACAACAGACCGCUCCGCCCUUAUUAGCGGGUGCGGCCUCUUCUAUACCGACAAGAACGCAAAAAUUAUCAGAAAGCUCUAACAUGACCAGUGAGGUGAAUUUUGAUAAUACGCAAGACGUGCCCAGAGAUAAACCCACACCGAUUUCGACGGCAUCCUUGGGUUUAGAUGUACAUGUUCCGUUGCUUUGGAAUGCCGCAUAUAACAGUAUCUCGGCGAAGAACCAGGACUUACUAUCUUGGUACGAGCAGGCCGUAUUUGGUUACACCACGAACGGCGGCCACCUCAUCUCUCAUCAGCCUUCAGGUGUAGCCUCCAAUGGCCAUUUAGCUACCCAGACCGAUCACCAUGAAAUCCAGACGCUAAUGGAUAACUGCCUCCAUGUCUUCCUAAAGAAGGCGUGCCAAAGCGUUGGAAGUGGUGUCGAACGUGGUGAAGAGACCGAAGAUAGCCCUGGUCAGGAUAUGAACGGCAGUGGGGUUGGGGUUGGCGAGUAUGAGACCGGCCAUCUCAGAGACAAGCUCGCAGCAGCAGUGCGAAAAUCACAGUAUGCUUCCCUCGCAUGGGUGGCUUCUUGCCUUAACCUAGAAAGCCUACUACAUCCAAGCAUUCUACCCCAACCUGGUCGUUCGGGAGCCGUCGCUAUCCUUACGAAAAUGGAGUGGUAUAUAGAUUUACCAAAAUUCCUGCUCCAACGGGACAACGUGGAAGAGCUGUCAAUUAAGCACCAGCCUCUAGCACAGUCUCUAGUCCAUCUUUACGAAGUAAUUCUCUCUUACCAGAUGGGCAUUGUGUGUCAUCAAUGGACAUCCAGUGCAUCGAUCAUUGAAAUCGACUUCAAGAAGUAUGAGGACGAGAUUCGAAUAAGAGAAGAAGCUCUGAUGUGCUUCAACGGGCAAGAGUUCAAAACAUUGUUCACCCAAACCGUUGUCGAUAAUACCGCACGAUCAACCAAGGAUAUAUUGGUGGCCCUAGAUGAGAGGUCUGAGACUCGAUCGAUUCCUGAUUCCACACGGUCUAUUGAAUCUCAUAUAGGUCGGAUAGGUGUGGUCGAGCAACCAAACGUGAACAUACAGCCUGGAAAGAGCUCGGAAUCUGAUAUCUUGUACAGAUGGGUAUGUGGCACGAAGCAGUACCAGACAUUCAUUGCCCCCGAUGCCACAUCCAAUGAGCGUGUUCUAUGGUUAAAAAGUGACCAUGGUGCUGGCAAGACGAGGCUUCUGAGGGCAAUUCAACAUGGACUGAUUGAGGAUGAGAGGUCGGGUAAGACAACCAAGAUGGCCUAUUUUUCCUAUGAUAGCAGCAUAUCGUGGCAAGAAAACGCUUCAUCCGCCGUGAGAACCCUAAUCGAUCAAAUCAUUGAGAAACAGAGUCUUCUCAAGCACCAUCUAACCUCAAAGUAUACCACGACUGGUAGAAAGGCUUUCAAAGACCCAAACGACUUCUACGCCAUGACAAAUGUCAUGUAUUCAAUGUUAAACGACGCAUUAUUCCAACCAACCUACCUUGUUGUGAACGGAGUUGAACAGCUGCUCGCUAUUGAAGACAUAGGUUCGGACACUCGAAUUGAUAAUCCAGAUGGAACAGAUUCCCAGCAGGCUGUCGAAGGACCUAGAUCUGAUGACUUUCUAACUUUGAUCUUUACCACGGUGCAAGUCUCAAACAAGAUACGGUGGCUAGUAUCUCAUAGCAGUGAGAGAUCUAGCAUACAACCUAGACUCGCAGGAGCCAAUAUGCGACUUCACCUCACAGCUGGCCCAGAAGUGGAUGAAAUUCGCAAAGCUAUAUCUAACUAUGUAGCUGCGAAGGUUGCAGAGAUUGCAGAUGAGGCAUCUUUCACGGGGAAUCUUCGUGAAAUCCUAACUGCGAAGGCACAGGCGGCUCCAAAGAAUUUUCUGUGGUUAUCUAUAGCGCUCAACACCGUGAAAAUGUCACGCACCCCUUGGAAUGCCCCUGAGAUCAUGGAAGAAUUAACGAAACAAACAUCGACCGUUGUUUCCAUGUUUGAAAACAGACUGAACAAGAUGAGUAAACGUAAGUGGCAUGAUUGGGACUAUUGCAGGGAUGCCCUAUACACUACUGCCCUAGCGUAUCGUCCACUACUAGACACGGAACUCAGGGCCAUUAUCGACUUACCUCUAGAGGUAGACCUCCAAAGACUCGUUAACCAACUCCUGAUGCCGUUUCUUUGGAUACAAGAAGAUAAGGUGUCCAAUGGUCGAAAGCUCCGCUUUGCCUCCCUGGCUGCCCGAGAUUCCAUCCUACAGGAGCUUAAUAAACAGGCUUGCAAAGGGGAGAUUUCAAGAUUGACAAAACGAUGUCUUUCAGUCCUGCUUGGAAAUUUCACCUCCAGAGAGCAUAAUACCAAACCGGUCAAUGGUUCUGUUGAUCCCAGACACCCAGUAGAUUAUGUGACUACAUUCUGGAUGAGGCAUUUGUCUGAGAAGAACGAUGAUACGGAUGCUAUAGAUAUGGCUACUCGCGUCCUGCAAGACUAUCUCGUGGCGUGGGUGGAAGUACUCGAAUCCCGAAAUCUCCAAGAAGAGGCAACGGUAAUGAUAGCCAAACUUGAUUCGGCGCUGACAACCAAGUCUCGGAGGUUAGGCGUUACAAACAUAGGGGACAUCAACUUUCAUCGACUGGUUAUGGAAGCUGGCAGGUUUUUGACAACACACCAACGGUGGAAGGCGACCUCGGACGUUUCCGGCAGAAAUGGCGAUGAUAUUAUCAGACCUAAAAACAGCCUCCUCUUCUCCCCUAUCGAUGAUUCAAUCGCCAUGAGGCUGCUGCCAAGGUUCUACCCCUGGCUGAAAGCCAGGCCCGUCAUUGGAUCAGGUGUUGCUACCUCUAGCGACAACUCCAUCAUGUCCCAUCCGGACUAUGUGCGAGCUUGCGCCUUCUCACCUACCGGGAGUCUAGUCGCGUCAGCAUGCGAUGACCGGCGCGUUCGGCUUUGGGACGUUGAAACUGGCAACCUGCAGAGUGUGUUGGAGGGGUUUGGUGGCUACGUUUACUCUGUAGUCAUCUCACACUCAGGACCCGACGGUCACGCUCUCUUAGCUAGUUCUGAUGCCAGAACCAUUAGAAUCUGGGACCUUUGCACGGGAAUGGAUCGAACAGUUUUAGACCAUCAUAACAAGCCCCAUGAUGUACAGAAUGGGGAUGUAAACGAGGGUGAAGAUGGUAGGAAGGAUCCGGUAUCCGAUAACUGCGAGGAGAUUGGAGCUCACAGCGAAAACAAAGAAACACAACCAGACUUCACGGUCAUGAGCAUUUCUAUUACGCGCGACGGGCGUAGGCUGGCUGCUGCCACCGGGGAUGGGCUGAUCGUAUGGGAUAUCUCUAGCCAUAAGGGGAGUAUCUGGCAUGACGACACAGGGUCAAAGAACGUACGACGCGUGGCUUUCUCACAAAAUGGAGACCUGCUCGCUUCAACAGCUCGCUCAGAAAUUACCAUAUGGGAUGCAGUAAAAGGCACCGUCAAACACAGACUUCCGGGACGUGGACAAACACGGCUAGGCGAAGUAUCGGAAGGAGAGAGUACGAAAGUGAAUGCAGAAGAAGCAAAACUAAAUGGGCACUCUGAAGACAUAGAUGGGCUUGAUUUUUCGCCGGAUGGGAAAUUCCUUGCGUCGGGUUCACAUGAUUCUACUGCACGGAUUUGGAACGUUGAAGAUGGCACAUCGCUAGCAGUUCUACAUCACAAAAGCUGGGUCAACAGCGUGAGCUUUUCCGCUGAUGGCGUUUCCUUAGCUACGGGCUCAUCAGAUAAAACUAUUGGAAUCUGGAUACGAGACCCUCGUUACGGUUGGGCAGUAACGAAGCUCCAACAGUUUCUCGGGGACGGCUCGGUAAUCCUAUCAGUCGUGUUUGCUCCCACGGGGAUGUUGCUAGCAUCAGCAGCAACCUCUGGCGACUUACGAAUCUGGGACACGCAAGCAGCCAAAACAAAAAUAGAGGUAGGCAAGGCUGCGCAUUCGGAACAGAGCAACAGGUUGCUGGUCGCAGGACACACGCAGCGUGUGAAAUACGUGGAAAUUUCCCCUUGUGGCACAAAAAUCGCUUCAGCGAGCAAUGACUAUGUUCUAUGUCUCUGGGAUGCAUUAGCGUUCUCACCCGAUGGUACGCAGCUAAUAUCAGCAUCGGCUUCGUCGGCCAAUAACGCCUUCAUCUGGAGCAUUGGAGAUACGUGUGCCAGAAAAAUUCACUCCCUCCACGGACAUCAAGACUGGGUCCGAGCAGUGGCCUUUUCACCAAACGGGAAGUUGGUAGCAACAGGAUCCGACGAUAGGUCAGUGAUACUCUGGGAUAUUUCAAAGAGUUCAGGUGGCAUUCAAUUCAGGAAAUUCAAUAAGCAUACCGAUUGGGUCUUCAGCGUGGCAUUUUCGCCUGACGGGCAUCGUCUAGCCUCGGCUGGCGACGAUGGCCACGUUAUGAUAUGGGAUUUGGACAAAAAUGACCCUAACCCUGAACCCGACAAGGAUCUCAAGGACGAUCGAUUGAGCCGACGUACUCUUGGACUAGUCUUCUCUCCAGAUGGCGCAUCUGUGUUGUCAAUAAAUAGCAGUGGGGAUCUAGCAGUCUGGAAGCCCGAUACGUCAGAAACGAAGGCUUGCAUCCUGGAGGUAGACGCAAGCGGAUUUACGUCGAUACGGAUUAAUAAAGACGAUCCGGAUGUGCUGUUGAGCGAGCUUGGCGCGUGCAAAUUCAGGAUCGGUGAGGCACUGAGAGGGCGUGUCAACGAAAAAUCACAACCGCCAUCUCACAGUAUGCCGCCUCCUUGGGCUCCGGUGGCCAUCAAGGACCGCAAGCGAAUCAUGUGGAACAACCGUCAGGUGAUCCUUCUGCCAGUAGAGUUCCGGCCAACAUCCUGCCGAGUGCAGGGUCACAGUGUCGUCAUCGGCUGUGAAUCCGGACAGGUGCUGCUUUUUAGAUUCUCUGAAAAGAUUGAUCCGGAUACGAUAUCGAAAUGAAUAGAUGGUAAAUAGGGGUAAAGGGUGAGUCUAAUCUGAAUGUUGUGACUAAAGAAUAAGUACGUUUUGCCUUGGGUAGUUGAAUAUA
This is a messenger RNA of Xylaria bambusicola, 5278 nucleotides long. RefSeq names its product WD40-repeat-containing domain protein. The transcript is spliced from 4 exons. Lineage: Eukaryota; Fungi; Ascomycota; Sordariomycetes; Xylariales; Xylariaceae. Bases 1 to 5190 code for a protein of 1729 amino acids. The record is from RefSeq and is a predicted model, not a curated record. Gene Ontology annotation, molecular function: protein binding.